AUGAACGUUGUUCCUCUUGACGACCCAGCAUCGUCGGAUCUUUUGACGACUGAGUCAAAUCCGUUCGAUCGGCUUCCACAAGAGAUCCUCGCCGUCAUCUUGCGCCACGUGGCGCCAUCCGGCACGUCCUUUCAGCACGCGUUGGUGUGCAAGCGAUGGCAUUGCGCGGCGUGCCUCGCGCAGUCAUCAGUCCACGUGGCGAAAUCUCGAGCCAUCUCCUCCCCGCGCCUCCUCCUCGCCCUCUCCCGCUUUCCCCGCCUCACCCACCUACAUAUCGAUCGAGACGGAGUCGAUUUCUUAGACGACGGGUUCCUGACAAUUCUCGCUAAAGGUGCUUGUAACGGGUGUGACAAUUACGCGGACGAGGAGAAGGAAACGGAAUUGGAGGAGGAGGAAAGUCACGAAGAAGGAUCGGGAGCCAUUGGCGCCGGGCAGAGAUUAGGUCUGAACGGCACUGGCAGUACUAGAGUCAGCGGCAAUGGUGGUAUAGUGGACGGCACCCGCGGUGGACUGGGCGGCACUGGUGAUACAGUGGGCGGCGGCGAUCAUAAGCCACAUGGCAUCCGACACUCCUGUGGCAUUGGCUCGUCACUGGAGAGAAUGGCGAGAAUGACCAUCGACGGCACCCGCGCAGCAGAACAACAUGCUCUCGCGUCCCCGCUCCCACCGCCGCAUACCCAGCCUCGCACCUCCUCUCUCCGCUCUCUCUUCCUCGCGGAGGACCCGCGCUCCCCCCCGCGCAUCACAGCAGCAGGCCUGGACUCUCUCUUUCUCCACUGCCGCCUCUUACGCUCCCUCGCCCUGCACUGCGGCCGUGUAGUCACCACACUUCCCCCCUCUUUAGUCACACUGCCUGCACUCACAUCCCUAGAUAUUUCCAUGCCCUGCCUGGGCAGUCUUCUGGAAAAUUUCGGCUCCCUGACCGUCUUGAGGGUUCUUAGGCUGGAGAGCCCCAGUCUUAGCUCUCUGCCUGAAAGCCUCGGGCAGCUGAAAUUACUGGAAGAGCUCACUCUCCGGUCCCUGUCCGCCCGGAAUCUGCCCGAUUGGAUCGGGCAGCUUAGCAGCCUCACCUGCCUGAACAUCGAAAGUUGUUCUUUUCGGCACCUGCCCGAGUCUCUGGGCAGCCUUCGUUCCUUAACCUCGCUUCGCCUCUCGUCCCUUGAUUUCGACUCCUUGCCAGAAUCCAUCGGCCAGCUUUCCGCCUUGAAACAUUUCGUCCUGGAAAAAAUGCCCGUGACAAGUCUGCCCGAGUUUUUUGGGCACCUGGAAAACCUCUCUGUGCUCCAAUUGAACGACUGUGAUUCGCUCCUCUCCCUGCCUGACUCCCUCUUCACCCUGCCUUCCCUAUCCACCUUUCUCAUUGGCUGCUGGGCCCUCCCCGCACUACCAGACAAAAUCUCCCACUUGUCAGUUUUAGAACCUGAGCAGUCUACGGGUGCUGGAGUUGGGUCUGUGCAAGAGCCUGAGGAGUUUGCCAGACUCGAUAAUGGAAUUAGGUCGGUUGGAAAGAGUGGUGGUGCUCGGGUGCAGGAGACUGGAGAGUGUGCCGGAAGGGAUUGCAGAGAUGCCGAGCGUGCAAGAGGUGGUCUUUAG
Closterium sp. NIES-65 is the source of this 1593-nucleotide messenger RNA. The record is from the annotation of a GenBank genome assembly. NCBI's taxonomy places the organism in Eukaryota, Viridiplantae, Streptophyta, Zygnematophyceae, Desmidiales, Closteriaceae.